Procambarus clarkii (red swamp crayfish) is the source of this 1395-nucleotide messenger RNA. RefSeq names its product extracellular matrix protein A-like. The record is from RefSeq and is a predicted model, not a curated record. Lineage: Eukaryota; Metazoa; Arthropoda; Malacostraca; Decapoda; Cambaridae.
AUGAAUAAACUGACUUUAAUACAAGAAAAUAUAGAUGACAGCGAAAAGCCCUUGUGCAACGUUCCCACCAGUGCGUGUAAAGCCAGAGGAGGCCAUUGUAGUGACACAUGUGGUGUAAAUGAAAAUCCAUUCUCCAAUCUCUGCAACACUGCAAACUGCUUCUGCUGCGUUCAGAAGCCCUCGUGCAGCAUUCCCACCAGUGCGUGUACAACCAUCGGAGGUUACUGUAACGACACAUGCGGCGCAAAUGAGAAUCCAAUCUACAAUCUCUGCAACACUGCAGGCUGUUCAUGCUGUGUUCAACAGCCAUCAUGCAGCAUGACCACCAGUGCGUGUUCAGCUAAGGGAGGCUAUUGCAGCAAAACAUGUGCCGGAAAUGAGAAUCCAUUCUACAAUCUCUGCAAUACUGUAGACUGCUCCUGCUGCGUUCCACAGCCCUCGUGCAACACUCCGACCAGUGCGUGUACAACUCUGGGGGGCUACUGUAGUGACACAUGCGGCGGUGACGAGAAUUCAUUUGAGAAUCUCUGCAACACUCCAAACUGCUUCUGCUGCGUUAAAAAGCCUUCGUGCAAUACUCCCACUAGUGCGUGUACAGCCCUCGGAGGCUACUGUAGCAUCUCAUGCGGUGAAAAUGAGGAUCCACACUACUCUCUCUGCAAUACUGCAGACUGCUCCUGUUGUGUUCAAAAGCCGUCGUGCAGCAUUCCCACGAGUGCGUGUUCAGCCCAGGGAGGCUACUGUAGCGAGAGAUGUGGCAAUAAUGAGAAUCCACUUUACAAUCUGUGCAACACUGCAAACUGCUCCUGCUGCGUUCAAAAGCCCUCGUGCAGCAUUCCCACCAGUGCGUGUACAGCCCUAAGAGGCUAUUGUAAUGACACAUGCGGCGCAAAUGAGAAUUCAUUUGACAAACUCUGCAACACUCCAGACUGCUCAUGCUGCGUUGAGAAGCCCUCGUGCACUAUGUCCACCAGUGCGUGUUCAGCCCUGGGAGGCUACUGUAGCAACACAUGUGAUGUAAAUGAGGAUCCACACUACUCUCUCUGCAAUACACAAGAUUGCUUCUGCUGUGUUCAAAAGCCCUCGUGCGACAUUACCACUAGUGCGUGUUCAGCCCAGGAAGGCUACUGUAGCGACUCAUGCGGCGUAAAUGAGAAUGCACUCUCCAAUCUGUGCAACACUGCAACCUGUUCAUGCUGCGUUCAAAAGCCUCCGUGCAGUAUUCCCACUAGUGCGUGUACAGCCCUGGGAGGCUACUGUAAUGACACAUGCGGCGCAAAUGAGAAUUCAUUUGACAAACUCUGCAACACUCCAGACUGCUCAUGCUGCGUUGAGAGUAAGUAUUACUUCGACUUCUUCCUUUUAUAUAUGAGCUCUAAAAGAUCAGAUCAAUGA